Nerophis lumbriciformis (worm pipefish) is the source of this 15060-nucleotide messenger RNA. The record is from RefSeq and is a predicted model, not a curated record. Lineage: Eukaryota; Metazoa; Chordata; Actinopteri; Syngnathiformes; Syngnathidae.
AUGGCAGAAGGUGCCGAUGGAGAGGAAGAGAUUCAGUUCUUGCGAACAGAUGAUCAUGUGGUUCUACAGUGCACGGCCUCCAUUCUGAAAGAGCAGAUCAAACUCUGCCUUUCAUGCGAAGGAUUUGGGAAUCGUCUCUGCUUUCUGGAGACAACCUCCAACGCUCAGAAUGUCCCACCCGAUCUGGCCAUCUGCUGCUUCAUACUGGAACAGUCCUUGUCCGUGCGGGCGCUACAGGAAAUGCUGUCCAACACUUCUGUGGACGAGUCGUCACAAGGUGGGGGCCAUCGAACUCUGCUGUAUGGACAUGCCAUUCUCUUGAAACACACUCAUUCAAGCAUGUACUUGAGCUGUUUGACGACGUCACGCUCACUCACAGACAAGCUUGCGUUUGACGUGGGUUUGCAGGAGGACUCCACAGGGGAAGCCUGCUGGUGGACCAUCCAUCCAGCCUCCAAGCAAAGAUCUGAAGGAGAGAAGGUCCGAGUUGGAGAUGACCUAAUUCUUGUCAGUGUUUCAUCAGAGAGAUAUCUGCACUUGUCCUAUGCCAGUGGUGACUUGAUGGUCGAUGCGUCCUUCAUGCAAACCUUAUGGACUAUGACCCCUGUGAUGUCCGGUUGCGAACUAGCUGAAGGUUUUCUGACUGGAGGGUAUGUGCUUAGACUAUUCCAUGGUCACAUGGAUGAAUGUUUGGCCAUCCCAGCGGCUGACCAAGGGGAUGACCAGCGCAGAGUUGCUCACUAUGAAGGAGGAGCUGUUUGCAGUCACGCUCGCUCCUUGUGGCGACUUGAGCCUCUGCGUAUUGCGUGGAGCGGAGGUCACAUUAAAUGGGGUCAGUCGUUCAGAAUACGUCACAUAACAACAGGAAGAUACCUUCUCCUGGAUGAGGAAAAGGGUCUUUUAUUGGUAGACCCUGAGAAAGCCAAUUCAAAAAUGGCAGCCUUUUGCUUCAGAAUUUCCAAGGAAAAAAUUGAAGUUACCCAGAAGCGGGAUGUGGAAGGCAUGGGAAUUCCAGAGAUCAAGUACGGAGAGUCUAUGUGCUUUGUGCAACAUGUCUCUUCUGGUCUCUGGCUCACAUAUGCAGCUGUGGAUGCCAAAUCUGCCCGUUUAGGACCACUGAAGAGAAAGGCCAUCCUCCAUAAAGAAGGUCACAUGGAUGACGCACUGACAGUUGCCCGUUCUCAGACUGAAGAGUCUCAAGCUGCCCGAAUGAUUUACAGCACAACAGGCCUCUUCAACCAAUUCAUCAAAGGCCUAGAUGCCCUGAAUGGAAAGAACAAAUCUGCAAACCCACCUAAUCUGCCAAUGGACACAGUGGUGCUAUCACUUCAGGACCUGAUUUUUUACUUCAGACCCCCGGAGGAAGAGCUGGAACAUGAGGACAAACAGUUCAAGCUCCGUUCCCUCAAAAACAGACAGAAUCUUUUUCAAGAGGAGGGUAUGAUCACCCACGUUCUGGACUGUGUUGAUCGGUUGAAUGUCUACAACACAGCCGCCCAUUUCUCAGAAUACGCUGGUGAAGAAGCUGCAGAGUCGUGGAAGGAGAUAGUAAAUUUACUGUAUGAAUUGCUAGCUUCUCUCAUCCGAGGUAAUCGCUCAAACUGUGCACUUUUCUGCGACAACCUCGACUGGCUUGUUAGUAAACUGGAUCGUUUGGAGGCAUCAUCAGGGAUCCUGGAGGUGUUGUAUUGUGUUCUGAUUGAAAGCCCAGAGGUGCUGAAUAUCAUUCAGGAAAAUCACAUCAAAUCCAUCAUUUCCUUGCUUGAUAAACAUGGACGCAAUCACAAGGUCUUGGAUGUGCUCUGCUCUCUAUGUGUAUGCAACGGCGUGGCUGUAAGGUCAAACCAAAACCUGAUUACAGAGAAUUUGCUUCCUGGUCGUGACCUCUUACUUCAAACCAAUAUUAUUAAUUAUGUUACUAGCAUGAGACCCAAUAUUUUCCUUGGAACAUGCGAAGGGUCCACACAGUAUAAAAAGUGGUACUUUGAGGUGAUGGUAGACCAUGUGGAACCUUUCCUUACUGCUCAGCCAUAUCAUCUGCGCGUGGGCUGGGCCCUCACCGAGGGAUUUAGUCCGUACCCAGGUGGAGGGGAAGGCUGGGGUGGCAACGGUGUCGGGGAUGACCUCUACUCAUACGGUUUUGAUGGGCUUCACCUCUGGUCAGGACGUGUUCCACGUCAUGUUGCCACACCCAAUCAGCACAUUCUGGCAGCAGAGGAUGUAAUCAGUUGCUGUUUGGACCUAAACGUGCCCAGUAUUUCCUUCCGCAUCAAUGGUCAUCCUGUCCAAGGGAUGUUUGAGAACUUCAAUCUGGAUGGGCUCUUCUUCCCUGCUGUCAGCUUCUCUGCAGGCGUGAAGUUCCGGUUUCUUCUUGGAGGGCGCCAUGGUGAUUUUAAGUUCCUUCCACCUCCAGGCUACGCUCCGUGUUACGAAGCCGUUCUGCCCAGAGAUCGUUUGCGGAUUGAACCCAUUAAGGAGUAUAAGCAUGACUUUGAUGGUGUUCGAAACCUCUUGGGUCCAACACAGUCCUUAUCGCACACAGCCUUCACUCCUUGCCCCGUGGACACCAUACAGAUUGUUCUGCCUCCCCAUUUGGAGCGUAUUCGUGAGAAGCUAGCAGAGAAUAGUCACGAGUUAUGGGGUGUGACUCGUAUUGAACAGGGGUGGACCUACGGACCAUUUCGAGAUGAUAACAAGAAGCUCCAUCCUUGCCUGGUGGAUUUCCAAAGUCUACCAGAACCUGAGAAAAACUACAAUUUGGCAAUGUCCGGAGAGACUCUCAAGACUUUGUUGGCACUCGGGUGCCAUGUAGGAAUGGGAGAUGAGAAGGCAGAAGAGAACCUGAAAAGAACCAAGCUUCCAAAAACAUACAUGCAGAGCAAUGGCUAUAAACCAGCUCCGUUGGACCUCAAUCACGUCAAGCUGACACCUAAUCAGAACACUCUCGUGGAGAGAUUGGCGGAAAAUGGUCACAAUGUUUGGGCCAGAGACCGAGUGCGACAGGGCUGGACAUAUAGUAUUGUACAGGAUAUCAUGAACAAACGCAAUCCUCGUCUGGUUCCUUAUAACCUCUUGGAUGAGAAGACCAAAAAGACUAACCGAGAUACAGUUUGCGCCGCAGUUCGAACGCUAAUCGGCUACGGUUACAACAUUGAACCCCCUGACCAGGAGAGUGGCCCUGGAACAGGCAACACUCGUGGAGAUAAGAUCCGUGUGUUCAGAGCAGAGAAGUCUUACGGAGUCACGCAGGGGAAGUGGUACUUUGAAUUUGAGGCUGUGACAGUAGGAGAGAUGAGGGUGGGCUGGGCCCGACCAAGUGUUCGAGCCGACACCGAACUUGGUGCCGAUGAGUUGGCGUACGUCUUCAAUGGUUUCAAGGCCCAACGCUGGCAUGUGGGAAAUGAGUCAUUUGGUCGACAGUGGCAAUCUGGUGACGUGGUGGGUUGUAUGAUUGAUCUCACAGAGAUGAACAUCAUGUUCACACUCAAUGGAGAGAUGUUGAUCAGUGAUUCAGGUUCUGAGAUGGCCUUUAAGGACAUUGAAAUAGGAGAGGGCUUCAUACCUGUAUGCAGUCUUGGACUGUCCCAGGUGGGACGAAUCAACUUGGGUCAAAACGUCAGUAGCCUCCGCUACUUUACAAUCUGUGGGCUUCAGGAGGGAUUUGAACCUUUUGCCAUCAACAUGAAAAGAGACAUCACCAUGUGGUUCAGCAAGAGCCUCCCUCAGUACAUUGCUGUACCAACUGAUCACCCUCACAUAGAGGUGUCUCGUGUUGACGGAACAGUGGAAACUGCUCCCUGUCUCAAGGUCACCCACAAGACAUUUGGAUCCCAGAACGCUAACACGGAUUUGCUGUUCUUAAGGCUCAGCAUGCCAGUCGAAUUCCACGAGACUUUCAAAGUCCCUGCAGGGACCACCCUUCUCACUCGCACUCUCACUAUCCCUGAAGAAGAGGUCGUGGAGGUGGAUCCUGACUCCGAUUUUGAAAUACUCAAGAAAUCAGCCUCUCGUAAAGAGCAGGAAGAAGAGAAAAAAGAACCCUCGGUGCCGAAGGAGAUACCUGCCAUCAAAAAUGGAGAGAAUGAGAAGGACGCUUCAACUGAGAAGAGCAAGAAAAAAGGAUUCCUUUUCAAGGCCAAGAAGGCAGCAUUAAUCACCCCUCAACCUGUUGUUCCCACCAUGCCCCGCUUAGUGGAAGACGUCGUACCAGAUGACAGGGAUGACAUGGACAUAAUCCUAAAUACCACCACAUACUACUAUUCUGUGCGAGUGUUUGCUGGCCAAGAACCAAGCUGCGUUUGGGUUGGUUGGAUCACCCCUGACUAUCACCAAUAUGAUCUUCAUUUUGAUCUCAGCAAAGUCAGGAACGUAACGGUCACUGUAGGUGAUGAUAAAGGCAACAUCCAUGAUAGUAUAAAACGUAGUAACUGCUACAUGGUAUGGGGAGGUGAGUUCAGCAGCUCUCAACAGACCAGAGUGAGCCAGGAAGACUUUGUGAUCGGCUGCCUUAUUGAUUUGGACACUGGACUAAUGACCUUUACUGCUAAUGGAAAAGAGAUCAACACGUUCUAUCAGGUGGAGCCUAAUACAAAACUAUUCCCAGCAGUUUUUGUCUUGCCUUCCAGUCAGAAUAUGAUUCAGAUUGAGCUUGGUAAACUCAAGAACAUUAUGCCCAUCUCGGCCGCCAUGUUCCGUAGUGAACGCAAGAAUCCAGUGCCUCAGUGUCCUCCCAGAUUGGAUGUCCAAAUUUUAACUCCUGUCAUCUGGAGUCGCAUGCCAAACCAUUUCUUGGCUCCCGAGACAGGGCGCAUUAGCGAGAGACUUGGCUGGCUUGUUCAGUGUCAGGAGCCACUCGCCAUGAUGGCCCUCCAUAUUCCAGAGGAGAACAGGUGCAUUGAUAUCCUGGAGCUUUCCGAAAGAAUGGAUCUGCUGAAGUUCCACUACCACACGUUGAAGUUGUAUGGCUCAGUGUGCGCCUUGGGAAACAACCGAGUGGCCCACGCUCUUUGUAGCCAUGUUGAUGAAUCCCAGCUAUUCUACGCCAUAGAGAACACCUACCUUCCUGGUCCAAUGAGGAGCGGCUUCUACGACCUUCUCAUCAGCAUGCACCUAGAGUCUGCUAAGAGGAACCGCCUCGGAACUAACAAAGAAUUCAUUGUUCCAAUGUCAGAUGACACUCGCAGUAUCACUUUGUACUCUGUCAAGUCCCAUGCUUUACCUGGCGUCGGACUCACCACAUGCCUGCGUCCUAAACUUCAUUUUUCUCCUACUGGGUUUGUUGGAACCAACCCAGACAUCUACACACUGAGCCCAGUAAUUCCCUUGCAGGUGCUUAAAACCAAAGCAUUAACUAUGCUUAUAGAAGCCGUGCAGGAUGGAGGUCAAGCCAUGAGAGAUCCAGUAGGGGGUAGUGUUGAAUUCCACUUUGUUCCAAUUCUGAAGCUCAUCAGUACCCUGCUUAUUAUGGGAGUUUUUGACGAUGAAGAUGUCACCCACAUCCUGAAGAUGAUCGAGCCCACAGUCUUUAGUGAAGAAGAGGAGGAGUUUGAUGAUGAUGGCCUUGGAGAAGAGGAGGAGGAGGAAGAGUUAGAAGAAGAAGAAGAAUUGGAGGUGAUAGAAUCCAAAGGAGCAGAAGAAACAGAGAAAGAGAUUAAAUCUUGUGAGACCAGUGGUGAGCCCAAACAGGAACAUUUAGAGCAAGGAUUGUUCCAGAUGAAACUACCUGAGUCUGUCAAAUUACAGAUGUGCACUCUACUGCAAUACUUUUGCGAUUGCGAACUUCGACACAGAGUGGAAGCCAUUAUCGCAUUUUCAGACAAGCUAGUCAGCCAGAUCCAGUCCAACCAGAGGCAGCGGUAUAAUGAACUCAUGUUAGCCUUCACCAUGAGUGCCGCUGAGACAGCGCGCAAGACACGUGAAUUCCGCUCGCCACCACAGGAGCAGGUCAACAUGCUCAUGAACUUCAAGAACUGCGCAGAAGAUGAAGACUGUCCAGUUCCAGAUGAAGUCCGCGAGGCUCUCCAAGCAUUUCACAAUACUCUGCUGGGACAUUGUGGCGUUCAUAUUGAGGAGGAGGAGGAAGAAGAGGUGGUGGAUUAUUCUGUGCGUGGACGACUGCUCCGUUUACUGGAAAGGGUGAAGAAGAUCCGCCAGAAGAAGGUAGAGGAGGAACCUGAGCCAGAGGAAGAUAAAAAACCAAGCACACUGCAAGAGCUGAUUUCCCAUUCCACGAUUCAUUGGGCCCAAGAAUCCUUUAUCCAGAACCCAGAACUUGUUCGUAUGAUGUUCAGCCUCCUCCACAGACAGUACGACGGGCUGGGCGAGCUCGUACGUGCCCUUCCCAAGGCCUACACCAUCAACGCAGUUUCCAUUCAGGACACUAUGGAUCUGCUCGAAUGCUUGGGACAGAUACGUUCCCUUUUGAUAGUACAGAUGGGUCCAGAAGAGGAGAGGCUCAUGAUUCAAAGCAUUGGGAAUAUUAUGAGCAACAAAGUUUUCUAUCAACACCCAAACUUGAUGAGAGCUCUGGGCAUGCAUGAAACAGUCAUGGAGGUCAUGGUUAAUGUACUGGGAGGCGGAGACUCGAAGGAGAUCAGAUUCCCCCGUGUGGUAACAAACUGCUGUCGCUUUUUGUGCUAUUUCUGUCGCAUUAGCCGCCAGAACCAGCGCUCUAUGUUUGAUCAUCUCAGCUAUCUGCUGCAGAACAGCGGCAUCGGCCUUGGAAUGCGCGGCUCAACGCCCUUGGAUGUGGCGGCAGCCUCCUGCAUUGACAACAACGAGCUGGCGUUGGCUCUGCAAGAACAAGAUCUAGAAAUGGUAGUGAAGUAUCUAGCUGGAUGUGGGCUACAGAGCUGUCCAAUGCUGCUUUCUAAGGGCUACCCUGACAUUGGCUGGAAUCCAUGUGGUGGAGAAAAAUACCUUGAUUUCCUUCGUUUUGCCGUAUUUGUUAACGGGGAGAGUGUUGAGGAGAAUGCCAACGUGGUGGUGCGGCUCCUCAUCCGUCGGCCUGAAUGCUUUGGUCCAGCCCUCAGAGGCGAAGGUGGUAAUGGUCUCCUGGCUGCUAUUGAGGAAGCCAUCAAAAUAUCUGAGGAUCCUGCAAGGGAUGGCCCGAGUGUCAAGAAAGACAGGCGCUUCCCCAUGUUUGGAGGAGAGGAGCAGCAUGAAGAGAACAGGGUGCACCUUGGAAACGCCGUCAUGUCUUUCUACUCAGCACUGAUUGACUUGUUGGGGCGCUGUGCCCCAGAAAUGCAUCUGAUCCAAGCUGGAAAGGGUGAGGCUCUGAGGAUCCGAGCCAUUCUUAGGUCUUUGGUCCCUCUUGAGGAUUUGGUUGGCGUCAUUAGCCUUCCGGUUCAGAUUCCGUCUUUCGGAAAAGACAACAGCAUCAUAGAACCGAAGAUGUCAGCCAGUUUUGUGCCAGAUCACAAAGCUCCCAUGGUUCUGUUCCUGGACAGAGUGUAUGGUAUUGAUCAUCAGGAUUUCUUGCUCCAUGUGCUGGAGGUGGGCUUCCUGCCUGACAUGAGGGCUGCUGCCUCUCUUGAUACAGCUGCCUUCAGUACCACGGAGAUGGCGCUAGCUCUGAAUCGUUACCUGUGCUCUGCUGUGCUGCCACUUAUCACUAAGUGCGCCCCCCUCUUUGCUGGCAGCGAUCACCGAGCUAUUAUGAUCGAUUCUAUGCUGCACACAAUCUAUCGAUUGUCUCGCGGACGAGCCUUCACCAAGGCCCAAAGGGACAUCAUUGAGGAAUGCCUCAUGGCUUUGUGCAAGCAUCUUCGUCCAUCCAUGCUUCAGCAUUUGCUACGGCGUCUGGUUUUUGAUGUUCCAAUUCUAAAUGAGUAUGCCAAAAUGCCACUAAAACUGUUGACCAACCACUAUGAGCGUUGCUGGAAAUAUUACUGCCUCCCGAAUGGUUGGGCCAACUUUGGAGUUGCAUCAGAAGAAGAGCUGCACCUGACUCGCAAGCUUUUCUGGGGCAUAUUUGAGUCUCUUGCACACAAGAAAUUUGAUGCAGAGAUUUUCAAAAUCUCAAUGCCAUGCAUCUGUGCCAUCGCUGGCGCCAUUCCCCCAGACUACGUGGAUGCUAGCUACUCUUCUAAGACUGAAAAGAAGGCGUCAGUGGAUGCAGAAGGAAACUUUGAUCCAAAGCCAGUAGAGACAACAAACACAAUCAUCCCUGAAAGGCUGGAUGCUUUUAUCAACAAAUACGCUGAAUAUACACAUGAUAAAUGGGCUUUUGAAAAGAUCCAGAAUAAUUGGUCAUAUGGCGAGGUCCUGGAUGAAAACGCCAAAACUCACCCUAUGCUUAGACCCUACAAGACAUUCUCGGAGAAGGACAAAGAGAUCUACCGCUGGCCCAUCAAAGAGUCUGUCAAAGCAAUGCUCGCUUGGGAAUGGACCAUAGACAAAGCGAGAGAGGAGGAAGAGUCAGAGAAGAAGAAGGCAGCAUCGCGGAAAAUAUCACAGACGGCUCAGGCUACCUACGACCCAAGUCACGGUUAUAGUCCGCAGCCCAUUGACAUCACUCACAUGGCUCUCUCAAGAGAUCUGCAGUCCAUGGCUGAGCAGCUGGCAGAAAAUUACCAUAACACUUGGGGCAGGAAAAAGAAGCUGGAGCUACAAGCUAAAGGAGGUGGAACACAUCCACUUCUGGUGCCGUACGACACCCUGACAGCAAAAGAAAAGGCUCGAGACCGUGAGAAGGCCUAUGAGCUACUGAAGUUCCUACAGCUGAAUGGCUAUGCUGUCACAAGGGGCUUGAAAGAUAUGGAAUCCGACAUUUCCUCCAUUGAGAAAAGAUUUGCUUAUGGCUUCCUGCAGAAAUUGUUGAAAUGGAUGGAAAUUGCCCAAGAGUUUAUUGCUCAUCUCGAGGCAGUAGUAAGCAGUGGACGAGUAGAAAAGUCUCCUCAUGAACAGGAAAUCAAAUUCUUUGCAAAGAUCCUGAUGCCGCUCAUCAACCAGUAUUUCAAAAACCACUGCCUUUACUUUUUAUCAACACCCGCAAAAGUCUUGGGUAGCGGUGGUCAUUCAUCCAAUAAGGAGAAAGAGAUGAUUGCAAGUAUCUUCUGUAAAAUGUCUGCUCUGGUGAGACACAGAGUUUCUCUUUUUGGGACGGACGCGUCAGGCAUUGUUAACUGUCUUCAUAUUCUGGCCCGGUCAUUGGAUGCAAGGACUGUAAUGAAAUCUGGUCCUGAGAUUGUUAAAGCAGGGCUGCGGUCAUUUUUUGAGAGUGCUGCCGAUGAUAUUGAGAAGAUGGUGGAAAAUCUGAAACUGGGCAAAGUGUCUAAAGGGAAUCAGCAAGUGAAAGGCGUGUCCCAGAACAUCAACUACACCACCAUCGCCCUGCUGCCGGUCCUCACGUCCCUCUUUGAUCACAUUGCUCAGCAUUUAUUUGGAGAUGAUGUCAUGUUGGACGACUUGCAGAUGUCAUGCUAUCGCAUCAUGUGCAGCAUAUACUCCCUCGGGACCGUUAAGAAUCCACACGUUGAGAGACAGAGACCAGCUCUUGGAGAGUGUUUGGCUCACUUGGCAGCAGCCAUGCCAGUGGCCUAUUUAGAGCCCUAUCUAAACGAAUUCAACGCUUUCUCUGUUUACACCACAAAAACUCCCAGAGAAAGAGCCAUACUCGGCCUCCCUAACGAAGUCCAGGAGUUGUGUCCGGACAUCCCAGAGCUGGAUUCUCUUCUAAAGGAAAUUGGCGACUUGGCAGAGUCGGGCGCUCGCUAUACAGAGAUGCCUCAUGUAAUCGAGAUCACUUUGCCCAUGUUGUGCAACUACCUGCCUCGUUGGUGGGAACGAGGACUGGAGAACUUCCCUGAGAUGGAGGGCCAGCUUUGCACCGCGGUCACGUCGGAACACCUCAAUCAGUUACUGGGGAGCAUCAUGAAAAUUGUAGUCAACAACCUGGGAAUAGAUGAGGCCUCUUGGAUGAAAAGGUUGGCUGUGUUUUCACAGCCCAUCGUGAGCAGGGCCAAACCAGAAAUGCUGAAAUCACAUUUCAUCCCAACAAUGGAGAAACUGAAAAAGCGGACAUCUAAGGUGGUGGCCGAAGAAGACCACCUGCGAAUGGAGGGCAAAUCAGAAGGUGACGAGGAAGACGGCACCAUACGGGAUGAGUUUGCUGUCCUCUGCCGAGACUUGUAUGCUCUCUACCCCCUCCUCAUCCGCUAUGUGGACAACAACAGAGCGAGGUGGCUAACCUGCCCAGACCCAGAUGCUGAGGAGCUCUUCCGCAUGGUUGGGGAGGUCUUCAUAUUCUGGUCUAAAUCUCAUAACUUCAAGCGUGAGGAGCAGAACUUUGUGGUGAUGAAUGAGAUCAAUAACAUGUCAUUCCUCACUGCGGACAGCAAGAGUAAAAUGAGUAAGGGCGGGGACUCAGAGGGCGGAGGCUCAGAUGCAGAGCGUACCAAGAAGAAAAAACGGGGGGACCGCUACUCGGUGCAGACUUCGCUCAUUGUGGCCGCUCUGAAGAAGAUGCUCCCCAUCGGCCUCAACAUGUGCUCACCUGCCGACCAGGAGCUUAUCAAUUUGGCAAAGAUUCGAUAUUCUUUGAGAGAUACUGACGAAGAAGUGCGAGAGUUCCUGCAGAAUAAUCUCCACCUGCAGGGAAAGGUCGACAACCCAUCCAUGCGCUGGCAGAUGGCCCUCUACAAAGAAAUGGCAGGAAAGGCAGAGGAUGCAGAUGCACCAGAGAAAGUAGUCAAAAGAGUGCAGGAGGUUUCCGCUGUUCUCUACCACCUUGAAGUGACGGAGCACCCAUUUAAAUCUAAAAAAAUGGUGUGGCACAAACUGUUAUCCAAGCAGAGACGUAGGGCUGUUGUUGCUUGCUUCAGGAUGACACCAUUGUACAAUAUCCCAAGGCACAGAGCUUCCAAUAUGUUCCUUGAGGGAUACAAACGCAACUGGCUUCACACUGAGGGUUACGCUUUUGAGGACAGAAUGAUAGACGACUUGUCGAAAGCAAUGGAGCAAGAAGAAGGAGACGAAGAGGAGGAGAAAGAAACAAAACCGGAUCCCCUUCACCAGCUUAUUCUGCAUUUCAGUCGUACUGCGCUCACAGAAAAGAGUAAACUAGACACGGAUCAUCUUUAUAUGGCAUAUGCCGAUAUAAUGGCAAAAAGUUGCCAUAUUGAUGAGGAAGAAGAGGGGGGAGAGGAAAUGUUGGAAGAGGCUGAGGAUGAGAUGUCCUUUGAGGAAAAAGAAAUGGAGAAACAAAGACUCCUUUACCAGCAGUCCAGGCUUCACAAUCGUGGAGCUGCAGAGAUGGUCCUGCAGAUGAUCAGCGCCUGCAAAGGUGAGACAGGCCCAAUGGUGUCCACAACCCUCAAAUUAGGUAUCUCCAUUCUUAAUGGAGGAAACAGUGAGGUUCAACGGAAAAUGUUGGAGUACCUGAGAGAUAAAAAGGAUGUUGGCUUCUUUUUGAGUGUCCAAGCCUUAAUGCAAACAUGCAGUGUCUUGGAUCUGAAUGCUUUUGAGAGGCAGAACAAGGCAGAGGGGCUGGGUAUGGUCUCAGAGGAAGGCACUAGUAAUUCAAACCGAGCAUCAAAGGUCAUGGCAGAUGACGAGUUUACUUGUGACCUCUUUCGCUUCUUGCAGCUGCUCUGUGAGGGUCACAAUAACGACUUUCAGAACUACUUAAGGACGCAAAUCGGAAGCACAACAACUAUUAACAUCAUCAUCUGUACAGUCGAUUACUUGCUCAGACUGCAGGAAUCGAUCAGUGACUUCUACUGGUAUUACUCUGGCAAGGACAUCAUCGAUGAGCCAGGAAAGAAGAAUUUCUCUAAAGCGAUGACAGUCGCCAAACAGAUUUUUAACAGUCUCACUGAAUAUAUCCAGGGGCCUUGCACUGGAAACCAACAGUCUCUGGCCCAUAGCAGGCUUUGGGAUGCUAUUGUGGGGUUUCUUCACGUCUUUGCUCACAUGAUGAUGAAGCUGGCUCAGGAUUCCAGCCAAAUUGGUCUGCUAAAAGAGCUUUUGGAUCUACAGAAAGACAUGGUGGUCAUGUUGCUCUCACUGUUAGAGGGGAAUGUGGUGAAUGGCACCAUUGCCCGUCAGAUGGUGGACAUGUUAGUGGAGUCAUCCAGCAAUGUUGAGAUGAUCCUAAAGUUCUUUGAUAUGUUCCUUAAACUGAAAGACAUCGUGGCGUCCGAUGCCUUCCGGGAUUACAUCACAGACCCUCGAGGACUUAUCUCCAAGAAGGACUUCCAGAAGGCCAUGGACAGCCAGAAGCAGUACUCUCCAUCGGAGAUCCAGUUCCUAUUGUCUUGCUCGGAAGCGGAUGAAAACGAUAUGAUCAACUACGAGGAGUACGCCAGUCGCUUCCAGGAACCCGCCAAGGACAUCGGCUUCAACAUCGCCGUGCUGCUCACCAACCUGUCCGAGCACGUUCCCCACGAUACGCGACUGCAGAACUUCCUGGAGCAAGCCGAGAGCGUGCUCAAUUACUUCCGUCCCUUCCUGGGCCGUAUCGAGAUCAUGGGCGCCAGUCGCAAGAUCGAGCGCAUCUACUUUGAGAUCAGCGAGGUCAACCGCCGACAGUGGGAGAUGCCUCAAGUCCGAGAGUCUAAGCGGCAGUUCAUCUUCGACGUCGUCAAUGAAGGUGGCGAGUCGGAGAAGAUGGAGAUGUUUGUGAACUUCUGCGAGGACACCAUCUUUGAGAUGAAUAUCGCCUCGCAGAUUUCCGAGCAGGAGGAAGAAGAAAAGGGCGAGGAGGAUGACGAGGGAGAGGAAGUCGCCGGGGAAGGUGGAACAGGAGCGAAUGUUGGUGCAGGAGAAGAAGACGCCAACGGGGAAGAAGCUCCGCCCGAGUCCAGCUCGGCAUUUGCGGACUUCAUUAACAGCAUGUUGAGCUUCUUCAGCAUUUUCACCUUCCGUAAUCUCCGUCGGCAAUAUAGACGCGUAAGGAAAAUGACCAUGAAAGAGAUCGUGGUGGCCUUGUCAACCUUCUUCUGGACCAUCUUAAUGAGCAUCCUGCACUUCUUCUACAACGUAUGCAAAGGCUUCUUCAUGAUAAUCUGGCAUGCCCUGUUUGGAGGCGGUUUAGUGGAAGGAGCUAAAAAUAUCACGGUGACGGAGAUUUUAGCCAGCAUGCCGGAUCCGACUCAGGAUGACGUGCACGGAGAUGGACCGGGAGAACCGGGGAUGGGGGAGGAACAAGAUACGGGCGGAGUUACGGACACUGGAGAUACAGGAAGUGGGGAAGAGGAAGAGGAGGAUACUCAGGAGAAGGAAGGGGGAAGAGUUCCUGGUAUAGAUGCUCCUGGUGGACUUGGUGACAUGGGAGUCGAGGCGACGGUUGAGCCGCCAACCCCUGAAGGGACACCUAUAACUAAGAGGAAAAUGCAGCCAGAAGAAGCUGAUGCCAGCCAGAAGCCUCCAGAACCGGUGCCAGUUGAGGAAACUCUUCCAGAACCAGAGAAGGCCGAUGUUGAGACUGGAGAGAAAGCGGAGAAGGAAUCUGAGAGUCAUGCAAAAGAGGGUGAGGAUGAACCCAAGAAAUCUGCAGUCAAAAAAGAAAAGAAACCUAAGAAAGGAGGAGGAUUCCAGAUCUGGACUGAGCUGGAAACACAGAGAAAUAAAUUCAUGAAUUACCUUUCCAGAAACUUCUAUAACCUGCGAUUUCUAGCGUUGUUCCUUGCUUUUGCAUUGAAUUUCAUUCUGCUCUUCUACAAAGUGUCUGACAGCCCACCUGAAGGCGAAGACAUGGAAGAAUUGGAGCUAGCAGAGGGAAGUGGGUUCUUCGAAGCCUCUGGUCUAUUCGAGGGUUCUGGAGAUGAAGCUGACGCUUCCGGAAUGAACGAAGGAGAUGACGAUGAAGAAGAUGUGCCGCUGUAUUUCUAUUUAGAGGAGAGCACCGGGUACAUGCAGCCAACGCUGUCUUUUCUCGCCAUUCUGCACACAGUCAUCUCAUUCAUCUGCAUCAUUGGCUACAACUGCCUCAAAAUUCCACUGGUGAUCUUCAAAAGGGAGAAGGAACUUGCAAGAAAGCUGGAGUUUGACGGCCUCUACAUUACGGAGCAACCAGAAGAUGAUGAUAUUAAGGGCCAGUGGGAUCGACUGGUCCUGAAUACUCCCUCUUUCCCAAACAACUACUGGGAUAAAUUUGUCAAAAGAAAGGUUCUGGAUAAAUACGGAGACAUUUAUGGCCGAGAAAGAAUUGCUGAACUGCUGGGUGUCGAUUUGGCGUCUUUGGAUGUGAGUCAGCAACAUGAAAAGAAACAAGAGGAAUCAGACAAUUCAACAUUUUCAUGGGUAACUGCCAUUGACAUCAAGUACCAGAUCUGGAAGUUUGGUGUUGUGUUCACAGAUGGUACCUUUCUUUACCUGUGUUGGUACCUGAUUAUGUCCCUGCUUGGUCACUACAACAAUUUCUUCUUUGCGUGCCACCUGCUGGAUAUCGCCAUGGGGGUCAAGACCUUGCGCACUAUCCUGUCUUCAGUCACACACAAUGGGAAACAGCUAAUGAUGACAGUGGGCUUGCUGGCAGUAGUGGUGUACUUAUACACAGUAGUGGCUUUCAACUUCUUCCGCAAGUUUUACAACAAGAGCGAGGACGAGGAUGAACCUGAUAUGAAAUGUGACGAUAUGAUGACGUGCUACCUGUUCCACAUGUAUGUGGGCGUGCGCGCCGGCGGAGGCAUCGGCGAUGAGAUCGAGGAUCCCGCCGGAGACGAAUACGAGUUAUACCGAGUGGUCUUUGAUAUCACGUUCUUCUUCUUUGUCAUUGUCAUCCUGCUUGCCAUCAUCCAGGGUUUGAUCAUCGACGCAUUUGGAGAGCUCAGAGACCAACAAGAGCAGGUUAAAGAAGAUAUGGAGACUAAAUGCUUCAUUUGUGGUAUUGGGAGUGAUUACUUUGAUACAACUCCACAUGGAUUUGAGACACACACGCUGGAUGAGCACAACCUGGCAAAUUAUAUGUUCUUCUUAAUGUAUCUUAUCAACAAAGAUGAGACUGAGCACACUGGACAGGAGUCAUAUGUUUGGAAGAUGUACCAAGAACGUUGCUGGGAUUUCUUCCCUGCUGGAGACUGUUUCCGAAAGCAGUAUGAAGACCAGCUGUCUUAG